This is a messenger RNA of Vigna angularis (adzuki bean), 2078 nucleotides long. Its product is annotated as transcription factor bHLH30-like. Gene Ontology annotation, biological process: regulation of DNA-templated transcription. Gene Ontology annotation, molecular function: protein dimerization activity; DNA-binding transcription factor activity. NCBI's taxonomy places the organism in Eukaryota, Viridiplantae, Streptophyta, Magnoliopsida, Fabales, Fabaceae. The transcript is spliced from 2 exons. The record is from RefSeq and is a predicted model, not a curated record. Bases 816 to 1832 code for a protein of 338 amino acids.
ACAAAGCACGAAGGAAAAGGAAAGUUUUGUUGAAUGUAAAAGGAUGGUAACCUUGCCCCGCACAAAGGUUUGUGGCAGAAAAACACUACUAAGUGAAAGAGAUUUGACAUUGAGGCAGAAAGAGAAAUCCAAAGCAUUUGGACUUUUCUUUCACCGCCCACCACCACAAGAGAAAGAAAGAAACAACCAAAGUAACUCAUUCAUCCCAGCAUCAUAUACAAUUAUAAACCACAAUUGUAUAAUCAGAAAUCACACUGCACAGCACAGGGUAUUAAGCUCUCUUUUUCUCUCUCUUUUAUUUUUCCUUCUACCAAUAAUUUUUAUAAUAUUAUUGGUUUUUAUAUUUAUUUUAUUUGUACACAUCAUUCACCAUGCUUACUAUUCUCUUUCCUUUUUCCACAUUUCUGUCUUUUAUCUCAAAGUAUAUACUCAUGAUGGUAACGGGUGUGAAAAAAGGCCCCCCGUUUUUUUCAACCCACGUUGUCCCUUGAAAUACCCUUUUCAUUUUUAUUCCUUGUGCAAGUGUAAAGCAAACUUCUCCCAACUCUUUAUUCUUCCAAAUCAAACCUCCUUUUUCUUACUCACAUCAGACAAAACAAAACAAAAAUCAGUAGAGCAUACAAAUACAAAACCAAAACAAACCCACCUCAGCUUCUGACAUUUGAAUCUCCAUUUUUUUUUCUUUCUUUCUUUUAAUUUUUAAUUCUCCUCUCCAGCAAAAUAUUGUUAUAUAUAAAGCCUUGGAGUUUGUAUUAUCCUUCAAUAGAGUUCCAUAUAAAACAGGAGGCAACAGCGGCUGUAGAGUAGCUAGGGAAAUGAUACAGGAAGAUCAAGGGCAGUGUUCUUCUCAAGCGAUCAAUAACUACCACCAGGCUUAUCAAGACCAGCUUCUCCUUCAGCAACAGAUGCAGCAACAAAACAAUGAUAUCUUUGGUGGAGGAGGAAGAGGAGGGCUCAACAUGUACCCUGGUGAAGUCUCUCAAAUCAUGCAUCAGCCUUGGUCUAUUCCUCAUAAUCAGGUUCAUCACCCCUUCAACACGGUGAGAGAGCACGACCCUUUUCUUGUCCCUCCCCAACCUUCACCCUAUGCAACUUUGUUCAACCGAAGGGGUCAUUCUCUUCAGUUUGCAUAUGAUGGUUCAUCUUCUGACCAUCUUAGGAUCAUAUCAGACACCCUUGGACCGGUGGUUCAACCCGGUUCGGCACCCUUUGGCCUCCAAACCGAGUUGGCUAAGAUGACUGCUCAGGAAAUCAUGGAGGCCAAGGCCCUUGCAGCAUCCAAGAGUCACAGUGAAGCCGAAAGGAGGCGCAGAGAGAGAAUCAACAACCAUCUUGCCAAGCUUCGCAGCUUGUUGCCUAGCACAACCAAAACAGAUAAAGCAUCAUUGCUGGCAGAAGUGAUUCAGCAUGUGAAGGAGCUGAAGCGUCAAACCUCAUUGAUAGCAGAAUCGAGUCCGGUUCCUACGGAGGCUGAUGAGUUAACUGUGGUGGACGAAGCUGAUGAAGAUGGGAGGUCUGUGAUCAAAGCCUCUUUGUGCUGUGAAGAUAGGUCAGAUCUGUUUCCUGAACUCAUCAGGACCUUGAAAGCAUUGAGGCUAAGAACCCUUAAAGCUGAGAUCACAACGCUGGGAGGACGUGUAAAGAACGUGUUGUUCAUCACUGGGGAAGAAGAAGACUCAAGCAGCGGCAGCGAGGACCACAACCACCAACAGCAGUACUGCAUUAGCUCAAUACAAGAAGCACUUAAGGCGGUGAUGGAGAAGAGCGUGGGGGAAGAGUCUGCUUCAGCAAAUAUUAAGAGACAAAGGACCAAUAUAAUAUCAAUGUCCUAGAAAGGAUCGAGGUCUUUAUAAAUUUUAUUUAAUUAAAGGCCUAUAUGAUUACCAUUAUUAUCUACUUAGUUGUUAUAUAUAUUUACAUAUUUUGAUCUGCAUAUUUUUUGGGGGUGUGGUUUGCUUUUCCUUUUCUUUCUUUUCAACAGUGUGUGCCGGAAAAUGUUAUUACUAUAUGUAUCUUCUCCAUCAACAUCAUCAUCGUUAAAAAAUGAGGUAAUGAUAUUGAAUGGUUUUUUCUUUAAA